ACUUCUGCAGCUGCCGACAUCGUUUUCGCCGCGCAAACACAGGCAAGCCUCUGCCGAAUUUUGUACAUCGAGCGACAACGACAACGAGCGCGUAACGAGAGGCACACGUCGCGGAUUCAUCACUGACGUGUCGCGUGGUGUCGUGAUCGCCAGACACGCACAACCGCGACCAAGCACUCCGUCUUCUUCUUCAAUCACCUGCGCGUAUAGAUGUCCUCCCCAUCGUUGACAUUGCCGCCCGGCUGGGUCUCAGAAUGGGAUCCGACGAACCAGCGAUAUAUGUUCAUAGAGACCGCUACAGGCCGUACGCAGUGGGAGGUGCCUGAACUUAACCCGGAAUUGGGCGAUAUACCGCCCUCCAUGUCUCCCCCACCAUCUUACUUGCAUCAUCAUACCAAGCGUCGCCAAUAUGCUGCAGGCCAGACACAAGCUUACUACAACACAGACGGGCUUUCCGCUGGCGGGACAACGUAUAGUGCUGCAGCCACGCAGCCCCAGCCCGCCCAGCUCUUUACACCUGGCCUCGCCGCAGAGGGCCAGUUCCAACAACAGCAGCAACAGCAGCAGCAGAUGCAGUCAGCGCAAGGAGGCUAUUUUGCUCCUGCAGGGGAGCCCGAGUACGUCAAUGCGCCUGGAUUCGGACAAACACAGGCCCCGGCGGUGGGCGCGCUGGCGGACCAGUUCAGCGCGAUGAACGUGAACGGAGGCCAGAAGCGACCUCAGCUGUUCACGAUCAACCUGCUCACCGCACCGCCCGAUCCUACCGACCUGCAUCGCCCGCCUCCCGAGAUUUGCCUUCCUGCCAAUGCGUGCAUCUCGCCCUCUCCUUACGCGAAUGCCGACUCGUCCUAUCAGCGCUGCACACUCAACGCGAUCCCUGUGUCCAACUCUAUCCUUGGCAAGUCCAAGAUCCCUCUGGCGCUAAUCCUCACGCCCUACAGGAGUCUCAAGGAGGGAGAUCCGCCUGUUCCGCUCGUUACCGACACCGUCAUCGCGCGCUGCCGUCGGUGCAGAACAUACAUCAACCCGUACGUGCAGUUCAUUGACGGGGGCAACCGCUGGCGUUGCUGCAUGUGCAAUAUGUCGAAUGAGGUCCCUCAGCUCUUUGACUGGGACCAGGUGAGGAACCAGCCUGGGGACCGCUGGGCUCGUGCCGAACUCAAUCAUGGUGUCGUCGAAUUCGUCGCGCCGACCGAAUAUAUGGUUCGCCCACCCCAGCCCGCGGUAUACGUCUUCCUUAUCGACGUCAGUCACUCGGCCGUGCAGUCGGGCAUGGUCGCGACCGCGACGCGCACGCUGUUGGAGAACCUCGACCGGAUCCCCAACGAGGAUGCACGUACGAAAGUGGCCAUCAUCGCAUUUGACGUGUCGCUGUAUUUCUUCUCCAUGCCGCCGGGAAUCACUGAUUCGACGAUGCUGGUGGUGUCAGAUAUCGACGAUGUCUUCCUACCCAAGCCGACCGACCUUCUCGUGAACCUCGCGGAAGCGCGAGCCUCGCUGGAGUCGCUCCUCGGUAGGCUUGGCGAUAUGUUCCAGGACAAUCACAUGAUAGGCAGUGCGCUCGGACCUGCGCUGCAGGCCGGCUUCAAGCUGAUGGCUCCAAUCGGCGGUAAAAUCAUGGUUCUGUCUUCCAGCUUGCCAUCUUUAGGCGCUGGUGCCCUGAAGAACAGGGAAGAUCCAAAAAUUCUCGGCACGUCCAAGGAAUCCGGCCUUCUGCAAGCAGCUUCCCCCUUCUACAAGACAUUUGCGAUCGAAUGCUCGCGCGCGCAGGUAUCGGUUGACAUGUUCCUCUUUGGUAACUCGUACCAGGAUCUUGCAACACUCGCGUGUCUCCCACAUUACACGUCCGGGCAAACGUACUUUUACCCUGCAUUCAAUGCGUCUCGCACCGAGGACGCGAUCAAGUUCGCACACGAGUUUGGCGAGGUGCUCGCAAUGCCGAUUAUGCUCGAGGCUGUCAUGCGUGUGCGCGCAUCGAAAAAUCUACGUAUGUCGUCCUUCCACGGCAACUUCUUCGUGCGGUCGACGGACCUGCUUGCCAUGCCCGCGGUGCCGCAAGAUCAGUCGUACGCAAUUGAGAUCACCAUCGAGGACAACAUCACAUCACCAUUUGUUGUCUUCCAAACCGCUGUGCUGCACACCACAUGCUAUGGCGAGCGCCGCAUUCGCGUCGUGACGACCGCAUAUUCAACAACGAACAGCCUUUCAGAGGUGUUCGCGUCCGCGGAUCAGGUUGCAAUCGCGACGCUGCUCGCGAACAAGGCCGUCGAGCGCUCGAUCACGCACAAACUUGAAGAUGCGCGCGACGCGCUGUUUGCGAAGAUGGUGGAGAUCCUGCAGGCGUACAAGGCGAGCAUGACGACUGCGGGCCAGGGCGCGAGCGCGCAGCUGGCGACCUCGGAGAACAUGAAGAUGCUGCCGGUGCUGGUGCUGGGAUUGCUGAAGAACGUUGGCAUUCGACAAAGUGCUCAGAUACCGCCCGAUCUCAGGGCAUAUGCGCAGGCGUUGCUCACGUCACUGCCGUCGCAACUGCUCAUUCCAUACGUCUAUCCGAAUUUCUACUCCUUGCACAACAUGCCUCCUGAGUGUGGUACAGUUGGCGAGCAGGGCGUAAUCAUGCCGCCUCCAUUGCCGCUGACGUCAGAGAGACUCGAGAGGCACGGGUUGUUCCUCAUCGAGGAUGGUCAGACCCUCUUCUUGUGGGUUGGCCGCGAUGCUGUCCCUCAACUUAUCACGGACGUGUUCAAUUUGCCAAGCUACGAGACCUUGCGUGGCGGGAAGUACACGCUGCCUGUGCUAGAGAACAAUUUCUCCGAGCGCGUGAAUGCCAUCAUCCAGAAAACGCGGGAAAUGCGCCGCGGCGUGUACUAUCCGCACCUAUAUGUGGUCAAGGAGGACGGAGAGCCGCCGCUGCGCUUGUGGGCUCUGAGCUGCCUCAUCCAGGACCGCUCGGACACGCUGCCAAGCUACCAGCAGUACAUCUCGCAGCUGAGAGACAAAGUCAACGGUUCCAGCUAUUAAGAGGACUUCCUAAUCUUUUAAACGGUGUUUGCUCUCUGUGUUCUCUUUGUAUUUCAAUUGCAUUUGCCCAGCAAGAUCGGUACUGCUGCCUGCUGAGGAAGUCGCUGAGAACCACAACGCGCCUUCGCCUAGCAUAAUGUAGAUGCAGACAGGUGUUGAAAGAAAAUAAUCUCAUCUCCGGUUGAUUCUCCACACUCGCUUCUGUCUCUGCUACCGCUACAGCCUGUACAACAUUUUCG
Molecule: messenger RNA, 3260 nt
Organism: Laetiporus sulphureus 93-53
Lineage: Eukaryota; Fungi; Basidiomycota; Agaricomycetes; Polyporales; Laetiporaceae
Product: protein transporter SEC24
Exons: 14
Coding region: 211-3021 (936 amino acids)
Biological process (GO): COPII-coated vesicle cargo loading; intracellular protein transport; endoplasmic reticulum to Golgi vesicle-mediated transport
Cellular component (GO): COPII vesicle coat; endoplasmic reticulum exit site
Molecular function (GO): SNARE binding; zinc ion binding
Source: RefSeq, a predicted model, not a curated record